UCUAGUCAUCUAUGGUGUAAAGGGCACUGUGAUAUCGUAAGCACGCCGAUCAACGUCUAAUCGACAUAUUAAGUGUUAAACUACGAAAGCUGUAAGAGUAUUUUCGCAAAACGCACAACCAUCGUUUUUGGAUGACCUUCACGGAAUUCAUCCUGUAAGAAUCGACGGUCAGCGUUUCACAGUGGCCAAGUGUUGUGCCACAACGUCAAAAGUUGAAGUAAGUUGAUCAAUGAACUCCUAUCUCGAUAAUCCGCGUCGAGAAAAUAUUUAAAUGGUACUAAACCAUCGCAAGAAAAUUAUCACGACAUACUUCCUUUGGGCGAGAUUUUUCAACUCACUGAAAAGAACCAAUAAAGCUCUACGUGUCACAUAUGUCGGAUUGUGAGUUUGAAAAUCAUAAAAGUUUAUAACGAGUCGUUUUCUACCGUGUUUGAUAAAACUACACUUACUUCAAAUUGUAACCAUGGUUGUUCUCUCAAAAUAUAUUGAUCUGGCGGUGCAAAAGUACGAUGAAAGCGGAUUGUCCAAAACCUCAAUUAGCAAUGUAAUAAUCGGUGCGGCAAUAUGCGCUUACACGUUCAAGCUCACAUAUUCAUUAAUAGGUAACAAUGAUAUAAAUAUGGAGGAACAACAGCACACAUAUAAAAGGAAUAAUGCGACAUUGUAUACAGAUUUGGAUGAAGAUGUGUCAAUUACGCCGACGGAUGAUGAAGAUUCAAAAUUCGCUGAAGUAGAGAAAUUGCUCGUUGCAAAGCAGCUGAAAAGACACAAUAAUGCGCGGUUGGAGCCAGGCCUCAAUAAAGAAUUCAUUCAACAAAUAAGCAAACUUUUAAAGAUUAUGAUACCAAAAUGUGUAUGUUAUGAGACUGGCCUACUGAUUGUACACACAUUGUGUUUAAUAUCGAGAACGUUCUUAUCAAUUUAUGUAGCUGCCUUGGAAGGCGCAAUCGUCAAAUUUAUUGUACGAAAGGAUGUGAAACAAUUCGGUAUAAUUCUUCUAAAAUGGUUUGGAAUUGCGAUACCCGCUACCUUUAUUAAUUCGAUGAUACGAUUUCUGGAAAGUAAACUUUCGUUAUCAUUCAGAACUCGUUUGGUGCGACAUUCAUAUCGCUUGUAUUUCAAGAAUCAAAAUUACUAUCGGGUGUCCAAUUUGGAUGGGCGAUUGGAAAAUGCGGAUCAUAGAUUGACCGAGGACAUUGCGGUAUUUGCUAGCUCAGUAGCACAUUUAUACAGCAGUGUUACCAAGCCUUGCUUGGAUCUUAUGCUUAUUGGCUUCGCUUUAAUGCGAUCUACUCAAAAAAUGAAAGCCAACAUUUACUCAGGUCCAAUAUUGGCUGUUGCCGUAAUAUCAUUAACAGCACAUAUAAUGCGAGUAGUUUCACCGAAAUUCGGUCAGCUUGUGGCAGAAGAAGCUAAUCGCUAUGGUUAUUUACGGCAUAUACACUCUCGAAUUAUUACAAAUUCUGAAGAAAUAGCGUUUUACGGAGGACAUAAAGUAGAAUUGCAGCAGUUGCGUCAAGCUUACAAUCGACUUGUUAAUCAAAUGAACAAUAUAUUCACGCAAAAAUUAUGGUUCGUCAUGCUCGAACAAUUUUUCAUGAAAUAUGUGUGGUCUGGGACGGGUAUGGUUAUGGUCUCAUUGCCGAUUUUAACUUCCGGCGCAACUAUGAAAACAAUCGUCACUAAAGAUCCAGAGAUGAAGGAGGUAUUAGACUCUACGGUCAGUGAACGGACUCAAUAUCUAACCACCGCACGAAAUUUACUUAUUUCUGCUGCUGAUGCCAUAGAGCGUUUGAUGUCAUCGUAUAAAGAAAUUGUAGCAUUGGCUGGAUAUACUUAUCGUGUUGCCGGAAUGAUGGAAGUUUUCGAAGAGACAGCGCAAGGGAUUUAUCAUAAAAACACCGUUGUCGAGUAUAAAGAAAUGAAUGGCAUCAUUGAGUUCAAAGAUGGUAAGCCGAUUGCGCGAGGUCGUAUCAUAUACACGGAUACCCCAAAUGAUAUGACAAUCACAGUGCGAGCAGUACCUGUGAUCACUCCGAAUUGCGACAUCGUCGUACCAAGUCUAACGCUUUGCAUUGAACAAGGCAUGCAUCUGCUAAUUACUGGACCCAAUGGCUGUGGUAAAUCAAGCUUAUUCCGGAUUCUGAGCGGGUUGUGGCCAAUUUAUUCUGGUGAAUUAUACAUACCACGUCCGGUUGAGGAUAAUUUGUGUAUGUUUUAUAUUCCUCAACGCCCAUAUAUGUCGACAGGCAGUCUUUGCGAUCAAAUUAUUUAUCCCGAUAGUCGUGAAGAUAUGAUACGCAAAGGGGUUACUGAAAAUGAGCUUCGAGACAUAUUGAAAAUGGUCUGUUUGGAACAAAUAGCGCAGCGUGAUAACUUUCACGUCGUCCGGGAUUGGAAAGACAUACUGUCCGGUGGUGAAAAACAACGUAUGGCAAUAGCACGUCUUUUUUAUCACAGGCCAAGAUAUGCUUUACUUGAUGAAUGCACGAGCGCUGUUUCUAUUGAUGUAGAAAGUUCAAUAUAUGAAAUCGCAAAGAGUAUGGAUAUAACAUUAUUAACAAUUACGCAUCGACCAACAUUAUGGAAGUUCCAUACGCACAUUCUGGAGUUCGAUGGCCAAGGCGGUUGGAGUUUUCGACAAAUGGAAUCAAAUGAGCAACAAAAAUCUUAGUUCCUAGAAUUUUAAAAACAUUUUUAUGAAUAUUACGUAGUACUUUUGGCUUAAAACAAGCAUUUUAAUUGUAGUUACCUUAUCUGUUUCCUUAAUAAAUCUUUUUUAAAUUUUUUCUUUCAA
Anastrepha ludens (Mexican fruit fly) is the source of this 2797-nucleotide messenger RNA. It is a transcript of the gene ABCD, whose product is annotated as ATP-binding cassette sub-family D member 1. Gene Ontology annotation, biological process: very long-chain fatty acid catabolic process; long-chain fatty acid import into peroxisome; peroxisome organization. The record is from RefSeq and is a predicted model, not a curated record. Lineage: Eukaryota; Metazoa; Arthropoda; Insecta; Diptera; Tephritidae. Gene Ontology annotation, molecular function: ATP hydrolysis activity; ATP binding; long-chain fatty acid transmembrane transporter activity. The coding region runs from base 464 to 2674 and encodes 736 amino acids. The transcript is spliced from 10 exons. Gene Ontology annotation, cellular component: peroxisomal membrane.